AUGGACGGCCUCAUCCGAAAGACAAUUGACUCGAGGAUCAUGAUUGAUGCCCAACAAUUUCGGAAGAGCAUCCCCAAUUAUCCGCGGUUCUUCACCAAAAAGUCCGACUUCGAGGUGGACCACACGCUUCUAGACAGCUUUAUAGAUGUCAAAUCUACUAUCUUGAGAGAUAUCCUACGAGAUGUCCUCGAUGGGGCCACCAGUGUCAGCUUGCGGGAAGACAGACCAUCGAUCAACCCGGAUGUUUUGUUCACGUAUCACACCCAACUUGAUGCGGUCCAUGCGACUACAAAACCAGGAUCUCCUGAGAGGCUCCACCUCGGUAAAUUGAUUGAAUUCCUGAAGUCUCACUACGCCUCGGCAAGCGACAAGCUCACUGCUCUCGUUCAACACAUGGAGAUUACAUUCGAUCUGCUGCCCGUCUUUUUCCAGCCAAACUCCAUCGUUUACAUGGUUUCUUCCACUUCUGAAAACCCAAGAUGUCCCCUUUUCGAUGCUAGAAAAUUCCAGAUCGAGCACGGCCAGAAGCGUUUCGACAUGAACUGUCGAUAUCUUACCCAUGAUGGAAAAUGUUUUGGUGAAGCAACAACUAUGGCCGAAAUUUCCGAGUUUCACGGUGUCACGAAGAUAACUUCAUCAGGAGUCUAUCCUCUUGACUAUCACCCAGAGAAGCAAGAGGUCGUUGACUAG
Molecule: messenger RNA, 690 nt
Organism: Exophiala dermatitidis NIH/UT8656
Lineage: Eukaryota; Fungi; Ascomycota; Eurotiomycetes; Chaetothyriales; Herpotrichiellaceae
Exons: 3
Coding region: 1-690 (229 amino acids)
Source: RefSeq, a predicted model, not a curated record